This is a messenger RNA of Fusarium poae, 600 nucleotides long. RefSeq lists its product as uncharacterized. The transcript has a single exon. Gene Ontology annotation, biological process: Mo-molybdopterin cofactor biosynthetic process. The record is from RefSeq and is a predicted model, not a curated record. Lineage: Eukaryota; Fungi; Ascomycota; Sordariomycetes; Hypocreales; Nectriaceae. The coding region runs from base 1 to 600 and encodes 199 amino acids.
AUGCCUCCCCGAGUACAGUCUCUUCUCCGCAACGGCCACUUCUACACUCGUGGCCCGUCGUCAUUUUCGCAGCAGAGGCUCUUCUCGCAGACCCGCCUUGCCAAAAGUCAAGAUGGCAGCAACAAGGCAAAGCUGACCCACGUUUCGUCAUCUGGAGAGGCACGAAUGGUUUCCAUAUCGGAAAAGACGGUGACAUCACGCAUCGCUAAAGCUGUGUGCACUGUCCGGUUCUCCAACGGUACGGCAAUCGAUCUCAUCAGGGACAAUCAGAUGAAGAAGGGCGAUGUUCUGGGGGUUGCGCGGAUCGCGGGCAUCAUGGCAUCGAAGCGGACGCCAGACUUGAUCCCACUAUGCCAUCCGAUAGCGCUCUCCAAGGCGACGGUUGAUCUCGACGUCAGGGGUGACGACAGAGUUGAGAUCGCUGCUACGGUCACGUGCGAUGGGAAGACUGGCGUGGAGAUGGAGGCGCUGACAGCGGCGUCUACAGCGGCACUGACAGUCUACGAUAUGUGCAAGGCAGUGGAUAAAGGCAUGGUCAUUGAGGGGCUGAGGGUUGUUCUCAAGGAUGGCGGUAAGAGUGGACGAUGGGAGAUGGAGUGA